This is a messenger RNA of Topomyia yanbarensis, 2826 nucleotides long. RefSeq names its product translocation protein SEC63 homolog (gene Sec63). NCBI's taxonomy places the organism in Eukaryota, Metazoa, Arthropoda, Insecta, Diptera, Culicidae. Gene Ontology annotation, biological process: SRP-dependent cotranslational protein targeting to membrane; post-translational protein targeting to endoplasmic reticulum membrane. Gene Ontology annotation, cellular component: Sec62/Sec63 complex. Gene Ontology annotation, molecular function: transmembrane protein transporter activity; RNA binding. Bases 210 to 2486 code for a protein of 758 amino acids. The transcript is spliced from 8 exons. The record is from RefSeq and is a predicted model, not a curated record.
UUUCCUUGAUGUGUUCGGUAUCUGUCAGUUUCAGUAUAAGCACCCGUUUGGAUUUGCAAGAGUAUCGCGCAAAAGGAAUUAUAAAAACUGGCUAGAGUCUCAUUUCCGAUUGAUCUUUAGUGUUCUGCCAAAUUUUCUGUGUUUACUACGUAAGCAUAGAUGUAUAGCUGCUUCUGGCUAACGAAAGAAUUUGCUUCUGAAUCGCAUAAAUGGGUGGCCAAAAGUUCCAGUACGAUGAAAGUGGUGCAACGUUUUUUUAUUUUAUCCUCUCGUUUCUGGCUUUAAUACUGAUCCCAGCCACAUUUUAUUUCUGGCCUCGAAGGAAGAAGGAAGAUCCCGAACGGUACAAAGCGGAAUGCCAGUGCGAGUCAUGCAAACAGAAACGUAUAUUAAUCUCACAUUCCGACCCGUACAAGGGUGUGAAAGCAUUCGCCACGAAGGUGGCCAUCGUGGGAGGCUGGGCACUGCUCGCAUUUCUCACCUACAAGGUGUCCCAGUUUGAUUAUGAAAUGUCCAAUUUUGAUCCGUACGAAAUUCUGGGCGUGCCACUUGGCUCAUCGCAGAAAGAUAUUAAGAAAGCCUACCGCACCCUGUCGGUAAUUCUGCAUCCGGAUAAGGAAACCGGUGACGAAAAGGCUUUUAUGAAGCUCACGAAAGCCUAUCAGGCUCUUACGGACGAUGAAGCGCGGAAGAACUGGGAGAAGUACGGCAAUCCGGACGGUCCGGGAGCUACAUCGUUCGGCAUUGCGCUACCCUCGUGGAUCGUCGAAAAGGAAAAUUCCGUCUGGGUUCUGGGAUUGUACGCGUUGGUAUUCAUGGUGGCAUUGCCGACCGUGGUCGGAACCUGGUGGUACCGAUCGAUUCGGUACAGUGGCGACAAGGUGCUUCUGGAUACGACCCAGAUGUAUUUUUAUUUCUUCCACAAAACGCCCCACAUGGCACUGAAGCGAGUGGUGAUGAUUCUGGCGGCCAGUUUGGAGUUUGAUAAACGACACAAUACGCAGGUCGUGGAACGGCAAUCGGACAACGAGGAGGUGCCAAUGCUAAUCAAGCAGCUACCAAACCUGAACGAAAAAUGCAAAGAACUUCCGCUCUGUCGAAUGUAUUCAAUCAAAGCUCGUGCUAUUCUGCACGCCCAUCUCAGUCGUAUGCCGCUAAAUCCGCACACGCUUGACAAGGACCGUCAAUUUAUCGUGAAAAAAUGUCCCCAUCUUAUUCAGGAGAUGGUCAGCUGCGUCAACCAGUUGAUCAUGCUUGCCUACGCCAGGAGAAUCUCCAAAUUGCCUACCAUCGAAACAAUAGAAAACUGCAUGAAACUAUCCCCGAUGAUCAUACAAGGACUGUGGGAAUUCAAAAAUCCGCUGCUACAGCUUCCGCAUGUGACCGACGAUCAUCUGCGGUAUUUCGUAUCAAAAAAACGUCCCAUCCGAAAUUUACAACAAUUUGCUCAGCUUCCUCCGGACGAAAGUCGGGCCGUACUGCGCAGUUUAAGUGACUUUGAGUUCGAGAAUGUAAUGAAGGUCAUGGGAAAAAUGCCGUUGAUUGAUUUCAGUGUCAAGUGUGAAGUCGUAGAUGACGAGAACUCAAACGUGGUUACUGCGGGAGCUAUUGUGACUGUUACGGUGGAGUUGGUAAGACGUAGCAUGAGUGAACUGUUUGGUGAUGCAUUCGCCAAGGAGAAGCAGGGCAUUACCGAGGGUAACGAGGAAGGAGCUGAAGGAGCCGAGGAUGGGACUGAAGCGGUGCCGGCAAAGGAGGAAAAGGAAAACGCCAAAACCAAAAAGCCCGCCUGGCAACCUAAACCCAGUAAAGGUGGCCACAAGGGUAAAAGUAAAGGUGGUGCCAAUAAGACUAAGCAGCUGAAGCAAGCUGCAGCGGCGGCGGCAGCUGCCCAAGCACAGAAUCAGGCCUCCAAGGCAGAUAAGACUAAAGCAAACGGAAAGGUCCGUAAGGAUGAUUCAGACGCGGACAGCGGUGCCGAGAGUGACAACGAUGGCAGCUCAGAUGAGGAUAAGAAAUCGUCGGUGGAGGAUGACGAUGUUGAAUGGGAAAAAUUCCAGCAAAAAAUCAAUAAACGCGAAAAACUUGAGGGUAAAUCCAAAGUUUCCCACCCGGUGCACUGCCCACUGUUUCCCGAGGAAAAGUUCGAGUACUGGUGGACCUACAUCUGCGAUCGCAAAUCCCGAACACUGCUGACAGCUCCCUACCAGGUGACCAGUCUGGUGCACCACGAAGAAGUGCAUCUCAAGUUUACUGCGCCCAAGUGGCCCGGCGUGUACAAUUUCACCGUUUGUCUGCGGUCCGAUUCCUACCUGGGAAUGGACCAGCAAGUGGACCUGAAGCUGGACGUUAAGGAAGCGGCCGCGAUACCUACCGAGCACCCACAGUGGGACGUGAGUGAAUCCGAAUCGGACGCAAACGAGCAGCAGGCAAACGAGAGUGAAUUCACCACGGACUCGUCCGAUGCAGAAAAUGGCGAUGACUAGAGAAGCAACAUGUUGUUUGUGUACGUACCUAUGUGCGAGAGAAUAUGAGUUUUUGAUUUUUUGUUUUCGAGUUCAGCUCUUAAAAAUAAGCUCUACAACAAUUAGAAUGAUUGCUAGUGGUCAGAAAAGGACGAGAGUCACAAUUUCUUAUUCAAACUUACUUCAAUUAAACAUACAACGGUGUAAACAAAAGUCUACUGUGAACUUUUAGGAGAAAAAAAACAUAGGUAAAAGCAAACUAAUUUAAAGAAUGGUAGUUAUUUAGUGUACAAUUUUCACAAGUUCACACAUACACACAAUCACAGAAAGAAAUAUAUAAACAAUGGUGAACACCACAGAA